AUGGCUGGCAGCAACGAGCCCGAGAAGCCCAAGGCAAUGAAGCCGGGCAUCACGUACACGCGUGACUUCGAGGUCGUGGAGAUGAGCGACCUCUCGGCCGAUAAGUCGCGGGGCCAGUUCACCACCACCACCACAUCCUACUCCAUCUCAACAACGGGCCGGCCUACGCGCUCGUCCGCCCGCAAGCCGACCUCGACGGCGUCGCUCGGCCGCCGCUGGGUUGACAGCUUCCGCCGCGUAGAGGGUGUGCCUAUUGGCGGCCACGAUGGCUACCAUAUCAACGAUGGCAUGCCGGACCCGGCACAGGUUGGCGACCGCUUCUACGACCUGCGCGCCGCCAAUGCGCGGACGGCCAACUCAGCGCUCGCCCGUGACCUCAAGUCACGGCAUCUACAGAUGAUUGCCAUUGGCGGCUCCGUCGGGACCGGUCUGUUCGUGAGCUCCGGCAUGGCGCUGUUCCAGGGCGGACCCGUGUCCAUGCUGUUGGCGUACAUCAUGACCGGAGCCUUUCAAUUUUGCACGAUGCAAAGCCUGGGAGAAUUGGUUGUCACCUUUCCCAUUGCGGGCUCCUUCUCCGUGUUCUCGACACGUUUCCUGGACCCCUCCUGGGGGUUUGCCAUGGGCUGGAACUAUGCCCUGCAAUGGCUGUUUGCAAUGCCGCUGGAGCUCAUCUCUGGUGCCCUGACUAUUCAGUACUGGAACCAAUCCCUCAGCCCUGCCAUUUUCGUGACUAUUUUUCUUUUCGUCAUAGCUGGUAUCAACCUCAUGGGCAUCAAGGGCUACGGUGAGGCCGAGUUUCUUUUCUCGACCAUCAAAGUCACAGCCAUCGUCGGCUUCAUUCUUCUCGGUGUCGUCAUCAACAUCGGUGGCAGCCCCCAUGAUGGAUACAUUGGCGGCAAGUACUGGCUUGACCCUGGUCCUACCAACCACGGCUUCAAGGGCUUCUGUAGCGUGCUCGCUACAUCGUCUUUCUCCUUUGUCGGCACCGAGCUCGUCGGUCUGGCUGCCGCCGAAGCUUCCAACCCCAAAAAGUCACUUCCUAGUGCCAUCAAGCAGGUCUUUUGGCGCAUCGCCAUUUUCUACGUCGUUUCGCUUUUGCUGGUCAGCUUGCUUGUCCCGUACAAUGAGCCGCGCCUUUUGGGAGGCAGGAGCUCCGUCGACGCAACAGCCAGUCCCUUUGUCAUCGCCGUCGAGAGCGCCGGACAGACAAUCCUUCCGAGCGUUAUGAACGCCGUUAUCCUUGCCGCCGUACUGAGCGUCGGCAAUUCAGCCGUUUUUGGCUCGUCACGGACACUCGCUGCCCUGGCCGAGCAGUCGCAUGCCCCCAAAAUCUUCGCCUACGUUGACCGGAAGGGAAGGCCACUGGUUGCCACCAUCUUCGCCCUGGCCCUUGGUCUCCUGGCUUAUAUGGCCGCCAUCAAAGUCCACGAUCAAAUUUUCGAUUGGCUAUUCGCCAUCUGCGGACUGUCGGGCCUCUUUACCUGGGCAAGCAUCUGCCUUUGCCACAUUCGCUUCCGACGUGCGUGGGCACUCGCCGGCCAUACGCUAGACCAGUUGCCUUUCAGGUCACAGGCUGGUGUUAUUGGAGCCUUUGUCGGCCUAGUGGGAAACCUGCUUGUUCUGAUCUCCCAGUUUUGGAUCGCUGUCUCGCCGAUCACCACCAGCGACACGGCCGCCACGCCAGCAGGGACAGCAAAGGGCUUUUUCCUAAAGAUGAUGGCGGUGCCUGUCGUGCUCAUUUUCUACCUAGCGCACAAGAUCUGGUUCAGGACAGGGGUCGUCAGCUAUAAAAACAUGGAUAUUGACUCAGGCAGAAGCUUUACCAGAGUUCCGGCAUUGUCAGCGGAGGAAGAAGAGCGUCGGAGAGCAUGGCCGAUGUGGAAGAGGGUGUACAGAGUUCUUUGCUAG
Molecule: messenger RNA, 1908 nt
Organism: Purpureocillium lilacinum
Lineage: Eukaryota; Fungi; Ascomycota; Sordariomycetes; Hypocreales; Ophiocordycipitaceae
Biological process (GO): amino acid transmembrane transport
Cellular component (GO): membrane
Molecular function (GO): amino acid transmembrane transporter activity
Source: RefSeq, a predicted model, not a curated record